AUGAACACCCUGAUGCUCACGGCCGGCGGCGCGGUGGACGAACAAUCUUGCGUUGACAACAAUAUGGCAUUCUCUUCUUAUAACAUGAUGGAUUCAGGAGGAGCAGGUAUAGCAGAAUCACCACCGACUUACCACCGGAGCUAUGAGCAAUACGUGCAAGGAGCCGUUGAAAACAGUACCGACUCAGUCCAAGAACAGCCCAGCCCGGAGCUGGUCGUAUGGUCGACUCUACCUUAUGGCCUCGACUACAGAACUCAGUAUGAAUACCGGAGCCCUUAUGACACCAGUCGGGAUUACUCCACUCAACAGUAUGCUAGAGCCCCGUUCACAUCUAAAAUGGGACAGGCUAAGGCGUUGAAAGAAGCGAGGAUAAGGAGGCCUAUGAAUGCCUUUAUGGUAUGGGCGAAGGUGGAAAGGAAAAAACUGGCUGACGAGAAUCCGGAUCUACAUAAUGCCGACUUGAGUAAAAUGCUAGGUAAAAAGUGGCGUUCGCUCACACCACAAGACAGGCGGCCGUUCGUUGAGGAAGCGGAGCGUCUGCGAGUGAUACACAUGACUGAGCAUCCAAACUACAAGUAUAGGCCUCGUCGACGGAAGCAGAAUAAAACACGCCCAAACCAACCAAGCACACCAGCGAGCGCUCCGCCUGCUGCCUCUGCUGCACUAGGCUCGCCCUACGCCACGGGUACUGAUUCACCUGAUGCUCGUUUCUCGCACAAUCCUGGCGCCGGAUUCUCUCCCUACCGAACCUCGCCUCUCGCCUCUGAUUACCAGACAAACCAACAAUUUAACGGACACGUUCAAACACCAGAAUCUUCUCCAGCCCGUUCCCCUGAACCACAAGGCAGGAGGAGUGCACCCGCUGAGGCUCCUCUCCCGACACCUGAUGCCUCACCAGUUGAAAACGAAAAGGAAAACUUCCAAUACGAAGAAAGAAGGCGUGCGAUUAACGCAUCUUCCAUGUCUGAAUCAUACUCUCCUUACAAAACGUAUAGAACGCCGGGUUCCUUUUCGCCAGCGCCUGUAGCAGCCAUGGGCAUGGCCAAUGGCAUGUACGUGAUGUGCACUCAGAGAACUUUGACUGAGCAGCCUCCGCUCGUGACUGGGACAUUUUUUCCACCAGUCGCUACUUCGCAGGAUCAACAAGCUUUAGGCACGACCACGCCUAGAGUUUCUUCAGCUCCUAGUGGUAACAUGCCGACGGAAUACAGCAUUCAAUAUCAUCCCUAUGAGCAAUACGAACACAUGUAUAAAACUGAGGAUUCAUAUGUUUCCCAUUAUCCUGAUCAGCCAAAAACUGAGUACGAUACUGGUGGCACUUAUUUCUCUGAGGAGCCGCCAGCAAAUCAGCAGCAGCAGGAAGGGGAGCAAAACUUUAUGAAUCAGCGUCCAGAAAUCCGAACGGGUUCACCUGAAUCUGACGUAGAUGCUAGGGAGUUUGAUAAAUACUUGGACUAUGGAACUGAAGGUCAGAUGGAACAGCAUCAACAGCAGUAUAGAUAUGAGCAACAGCAGGGCUACCCACGGCCUCCAUACUGCGGUGAGCAGGCCGUUGGUCCAGAGUACUGUUCUGAAAGAAUGUACGCGUCUCCGUAUGCAUCAGUGAUUUCUGGAGCCCCGCCUACUUCUUACCCUUCUAGUGCUCCGGGUAGUGACGUCAGACCUGAAGACGAGUUUAGCGUUAUACUGGCCGGAGUACGACAGACUUGUUACAGCAAUUGA
This is a messenger RNA of Arctia plantaginis, 1722 nucleotides long. NCBI's taxonomy places the organism in Eukaryota, Metazoa, Arthropoda, Insecta, Lepidoptera, Erebidae. The record is from the annotation of a GenBank genome assembly.